Messenger RNA from Dama dama (fallow deer), 1316 nucleotides. It is a transcript of the gene GALT, whose product is annotated as galactose-1-phosphate uridylyltransferase. The transcript has 11 exons. The record is from RefSeq and is a predicted model, not a curated record. Gene Ontology annotation, biological process: beta-D-galactose catabolic process via UDP-galactose, Leloir pathway. Gene Ontology annotation, molecular function: zinc ion binding; UDP-glucose:hexose-1-phosphate uridylyltransferase activity. Gene Ontology annotation, cellular component: cytoplasm. NCBI's taxonomy places the organism in Eukaryota, Metazoa, Chordata, Mammalia, Artiodactyla, Cervidae. Bases 143 to 1225 code for a protein of 360 amino acids.
GCGGGGCCGGACAGACUAGGCGAUGGGGGCGAAGUGAGCAGGCUCAAAGUUCCAGACGAUACCUACCCCCCGCCCCGGUGGCCUCCAGUCGCGCCGCGAAGAGUGUCCUGAGCAGCGCCAGCGGGCGUUAGAGGCGGACGCCAUGGCCACAAGCUUCCGGGCAAGCGAGCAUCAGCAUAUCCGCUACAACCCGCUACUAGAUGAGUGGGUGCUGGUGUCAGCGCACCGCAUGAAGCGUCCCUGGCAGGGGCAGGUCGAGCCCCCGCCUCUGACGACAGUACCCCGACAUGACCUCCACAACCCUCUCUGUCCGGGGGCCACACGGGCCAAUGGAGAGGUGAAUCCUGACUAUGAAGGCACCUUCGUGUUUGACAAUGACUUCCCAGCUCUGCAGCCGGAUGCCCCUAGUCCAGGACCCAGUGAUCACCCCCUUUUCCAAGCAGAGGCUGCUCGAGGAGUUUGUAAGGUCAUGUGCUUCCACCCCUGGUCGGAUGUGACACUGCCACUCAUGUCAGUCCCCGAGAUCCGAGCUGUCGUUGAUGCGUGGGCCUCAGUGACAGAGGAACUGGGUGCCCAGUACCCUUGGGUGCAGAUCUUUGAAAACAAAGGAGCCAUGAUGGGCUGUUCUAACCCCCAUCCCCACUGCCAGGUGUGGGCCAGCAGCUUCCUGCCAGAUGUUGCCCAGCGUGAGGAGCGAUGUCAGCGAGCCUAUCAGAAUCAGCAUGGAGAACCCCUGCUCAUGGAGUACGGCCGCCAGGAGCUGCUCAGGAAGGAACGUCUGGUCCUAACUAGUGAGCACUGGUUAGUGCUAGUCCCCUUCUGGGCAGUGUGGCCCUUCCAGACACUACUGCUGCCCCGCCGGCAUGUGCGGCGGCUGCCCGAGCUGACCCCCGCUGAGCGUGACGAUCUAUCCUCCAUCAUGAAGAAGCUCUUGACCAAGUAUGACAACCUAUUUGAGACAUCCUUCCCCUACUCCAUGGGCUGGCACGGGGCUCCCACAGGAUCAGAGGCUGGAGGCAACUGGGACCACUGGCAGCUACAUGCUCAUUAUUACCCUCCACUCCUGCGCUCCGCUACAGUCCGGAAGUUCAUGGUUGGCUAUGAAAUGCUUGCCCAGGCCCAGAGGGACCUCACCCCGGAGCAGGCUGCAGAGAGACUAAGGGCACUUCCUGAGGUUCAUUACCGCCUGGGGCAGAAGGACAGGGAGACAGCAGCCAUCGCCUGACCACGCUGACCACAGGGCCUUCUGCCUGCGGACCAGGGCUUAGAGUUUGGGCAGAUGUGGGAUCAAUAAAACUAUGCUUCUCAAACUUUAA